This is a messenger RNA of Alnus glutinosa, 3485 nucleotides long. RefSeq names its product pentatricopeptide repeat-containing protein At2g03880, mitochondrial. Gene Ontology annotation, biological process: RNA modification. Gene Ontology annotation, molecular function: RNA binding; protein binding; zinc ion binding. The record is from RefSeq and is a predicted model, not a curated record. Lineage: Eukaryota; Viridiplantae; Streptophyta; Magnoliopsida; Fagales; Betulaceae. The transcript is spliced from 3 exons. The coding region runs from base 92 to 2515 and encodes 807 amino acids.
UGUGAUGUCGCUCUGGUCUGAAAAUUUAUGUAAUUAAAAGGAGAUACUACGUGAUCUUUUAAGAGUAGAAGACGGCGAGAAGAAGCUACUUAUGUUCAAGAAUCUAGGAAUUUUGAGUUUCUCUCAUAGAGCAUGCCAUCAAUUCAAUCACAUAGAUUUAGCUCAUUUCGUUCAUGGCAUUGUGAAUCCUAGCUUGGAUUCGAACCGACUGCUUAAUGAACUGUCUAAAUCUGGUCGAAUCGGUGAAGCCCGUAAAAUGUUUGAUAAAAUGUCUGAAAGGGACGAGUUUAGUUGGAACACGAUGAUUGCUGCUUAUGCGAAUUCAGGAAUGCUAGCUGAAGCUAGAAAGCUUUUUGAUGAUACUCCGAAUAGAAGUUCUAUUGCUUGGUCUUCUCUUAUAUCAGGGUAUUGUCGAUAUGGUUGUGAAAUGGAAGCUUUUGAAUUGUUUAGAGAAAUGCAUUCCGAGGGACAAAAUCUGAGCCAGUAUACAUUGGGCAGUGUUCUGAGGGGAUGUUCAAUAUUGGGUUCGCUCCGGAGAGGUGAAAACGUUCAUGGUUAUGUGAUCAAGACUGGAUUUGACUUCAAUGUUUUUGUUAUUACUGGUCUUGUUGACAUGUACGCAAAGUGCAAGUGCAUUUUGGAAGCUGAGUAUCUCUUUGAGACAUUGUCUGACAGCAGAAAUUAUGUGUUAUGGACUGCUAUGCUUACAGGGUACUCUCAGAUUGGUCAUGGCUUUAAGGCAAUUGAGUGUUUUCGAGACAUGAGAGCAAAAGGGGUGGAGUCCAAUCAGUUUACCUUUCCUAGCAUUUUGACAGCCUGUGCGGUGGUUUCAGCAUGUAAUUUUGGGGCUCAGGUGCAUGGGUGCAUAAUUACGAGUGGUUUUGGAGCUAAUGUGUUUGUCCAAAGUGCAUUGGUUGAUAUGUAUGCAAAAUGUGGAGACUUGAAUAGUGCAAGGAGGGCAUUAGAGAAUAUGGAAACUGAUGACGUUGUUUCUUGGAACUCGAUGAUAGUUGGGUGUGUGAGGCAUGGAUUUGAAGAGGAAGCUCAGUCCUUAUUUAAGAAGAUGCAUGCAAAAGAUAUGAAGAUUAAUGAUUUUACAUACCCUUCGGUACUAAACUCUUUUGCCUCCAUGAUGGAUAUGAAAAACUCAAAAUCUGUCCACUGUUUGAUUGUCAAGACUGGAUUCGAGGGUUAUAGGCUUGUGAGCAAUGCUCUCGUUGACAUGUAUGCAAAACAAGGAAACUUAGAUUGUGCAUUUAAGGUGUUCAAUCAGAUGAUAGACAAGGAUGUGAUCUCAUGGACCUCCCUAGUCACAGGAUAUGCUCACAAUGGCUCUCAUGGAGAAGCUAUUAAAUUGUUUUGUGAUAUGAGAACUACAGGAAUUUGUCCGGACCAAUUUGUGAUUGCCAGCGUCUUGAGUGCCUGUUCAGAGUUGACAGUCUUAGAAUUUGGGCAACAAGUUCAUGCAAACUUUAUUAAAUCUGGCCUUGAAUCAUCUUUGUCCGUAGAUAAUUCCCUUGUCACAAUGUAUGCAAAAUGUGGGUGUAUAGAAGAUGCCAAUAGGGUCUUCGACUCAAUGCAAGUUCGAGAUGUGAUUACUUGGACUGCUUUAAUAGUCGGUUAUGCACAAAAUGGUAAAGGAAAGGACUCCAUACAAUUUUAUGAUCAGAUGAUAGCAGGUGGCACAAAGCCGGACUUCAUAACUUUUAUUGGUGUACUAUUUGCUUGCAGCCAUGCUGGUCUUGUAGAAGAUGGUCACCGGUUUUUUGAAUCAAUGAAUAAGGUCUAUGGAAUAAAGCCAGGUCCUGAACACUAUGCCUGUAUGAUUGACCUCUUGGGGCGCUCAGGAAAAAUUAAUGAGGCUAAGCAAUUACUGAAUAAAAUGGAUGUUAAACCAGAUGCAACAGUAUGGAAGGCACUACUUGCUGCAUGUAGAGUACAUGGGAAUUUAGAGCUGGGAGAGAUGGCAGCAAACAACCUUUUUGAAUUGGAACCCGUGAAUGCUAUGCCUUACGUUCUAUUAUCUAACAUGUAUUCUGCAGCCAACAGAUGGGAAGAUGCUGCAAGAAUUCGAAAAUUGAUGAAAUCAAUGGGAAUCAGUAAGGAACCUGGUUACAGUUGGAUUGAGAUGAACAGCCAUGUGCAUAAAUUUAUGUCUGAAGAUAGAGGCCAUCCAAGGACAUCUGAGAUCUAUUCCAAGAUAGAUGAGAUUAUGAUAUUAAUCAAGGAAGCUGGUUACGUGCCAGACAUGAGUUUUGCACUUCAUGACAUGGAUGAAGAGGGUAAGAAGCUUGCUCUAGCUUAUCACAGUGAGAAGUUGGCCGUUGCUUUUGGGCUUCUCACCGUGCCACCAGGAGCACCAAUUCGCAUUUUUAAGAAUCUUCGAGUUUGCGGAGAUUGCCAUACUGCUAUGAAAUAUAUAUCAAGAGUAUUUCUUCGACACAUUAUUUUGAGGGAUUCAAACUGUUUUCAUCAUUUUAGAGACGGAAUUUGUUCUUGUGGGGACUAUUGGUAGGAAUUUCAUCCCAAAUCUUACUCCUAACCAGUUUCCCAUGAGGAGCAUUUGCUGAAAUGACUGGUUUUUGGUGCUUUCACUACAUAAUUUUUCCUGCAACAUCACUCUCAAGGCAAAUCUGAAAGUUCUGGAACCCGGGAGAGUAUGCAGACUGUGUCUUAUGACACUCAGGUGAAACCCUUACUUAGCAGGUAAUAUGAAUCUCCCGUCGUCGAUAUACCCAUAUGACAUGAAUUAUCUCAAAUCUGAGCACUUGGACAGCCAUAAGAAAUUUACCUUCUGCAGACAUGCCAUGUAUAUGAUAGGACCUAGCAAUAUGUGGCCCCAAUUUGCCACUUUGAAUAUCUUCUAAAGAAGAAAGAAAAAUUAGGCAAACUGUAUUUUACCCUCAUGGUAAAACCUGUCUUCAUCUCGCCACCUUGUGUUUGGAAAAUGCGAUUCUGCCGCUGUGAGAAUUGUGCAUUACAUUUUGCUGUUAAGAUAGAUAGAAUAUGCACUUUGACACCCCCAAUGCAGGCCUUUUCAUGUGCCAAUUCCAUGUAACUUGACAGCAAAAUAUGAUGGAAAAAACCUCAGGGGACUAAACUAAGACUUUCAGACCAUAGGGUGGCAAAAGGAAAACAGGCUGUGCAUUAGGGGUUCCUGAGAAAAUUUCCACACUGGAUCUUCUGAAACUUUCCAGCAAUGUGAUUUAAGACAUUAACAACAUGGUUUUACCUCUUCAUGCAAUCCGGCUUCUCCAUCACCGAACUUUUGGUGGACAAAAGACUCCUUGAAUUAAAGAAGGCAAACCCCAGUGCUUCCAGUUCAAGUUGAAAAACUUUCCAUUGCCGAUGCCAAGCAUGUUUCAGGUGAAUGAAUGUUCCUGUUGCCUUGAGCAUCUUUAUUAACCAAUUGCCUUUCAAAAUUUGUACUGCCAAAAACAGAUUUUGGCUUUAUGUCGGAUAGAAUUUGCUUUUCAAAAUUCACU